UCCUUGACGACGAAUUCCUGCGCCAAGAAGGCGAGCUCGCCGGCCGAGUGGAGACGCAGUUAGCUCCGGACAUCCUUGGCUUCGAUCGGCGGCCUACGUAGGGUGUCCUCGUCGUCCCGGCACAUCGGAAAGGAAGCAGGAAGUAGCCGCGGGACGAAGGGUUAACACCGAGCCAGUUGAUUCGCCGAUACAUGUGGGCACCUGCCGGUUAGAACGGGCCCCGAAGCGAGACUUUUAGCCAGAGAGUUUCAGGAAGCCCCGGCUCGUCUCAAACACAAGCGGCCCAGGCUCCGAGAGCCCAGAAACACCAUGCAGAUGGAUUCCACGACGGUCCAGCUCAUUCAGGUCCUCGAAAAGACCGUUUCCCCAGAUAAAAAUGAGUUGGUGGUGGCACAGAAUUUCUUAGAGCAGGCGGCGCAGUCCAAGUUUCACGAGUUUGUGCGGAGACUGAGCGAUGUACUCGUCACUGCUGCGGCGAGUUCGAUCGCUCGCAUGGCAGCGGGUUUGCAGUUAAAGAAUCAGUUGACAUCCAAAGAUCCCAUAUUAAAGACUCAGUAUCAACAGCGAUGGCUUGCUAUUCCCGCCGACACCAGGGAAUACAUAAAGAAAAAUAUUUUAGGUGCUUUGGGGACGGAGGAGAACAGGCCAAGCUCUGCGGCGCAGUGCGUUGCUUAUGUUGCGGUGGCAGAAUUACCUGUUAACCAGUGGACCGAGCUAAUACCUCUUUUAGUCAGUAAUGUAGUGAAUUCUAGUAGUACCGAGAUGAUGAAGGAAGCAACCUUGGAGACGAUAGGCUACAUUUGCCAAGAGAUAGAAAGCGAAGUACUCGUCACCCAGUCUAACCAUAUUCUAACCGCCAUUAUACACGGUAUGAAGGGAUCGAGUACGUCGAAUCAUGUCAGGCUCGCUGCGACGCGGGCUCUCUUCAAUUCUCUCGAGUUCACCAAAGGAAACUUUGAAAUAGAGACAGAAAGGAACUUCAUAAUGGAAGUGGUGUGCGAAGCAACUCAGUCUAGUAACACGCAGGUCCGAGUAGCCGCCUUACAGUGCCUCGUUAAAAUAAUGUCUCUUUACUAUCAAUACAUGGAGCCAUACAUGGGACCUGCUCUCUUCCCGAUAACGUUGGAGGCGAUGAAGUGCGAAAUCGACGAGGUGGCCCUCCAGGGCAUCGAGUUCUGGUCGAACGUGGCCGACGAGGAGAUGGACCUGUCGAUGGAGGAGGGCGAGGCCAACGACGGAGGCCGACCACCGGUGAAGGUGUCGAGGCACUACGCGAAGGGCGCCCUCCAGUACCUGGUGCCGGUGUUGAUGAGAAUGUUGACGAAGCAGGAGGAAUUCGACGACGAGGACGACUGGAACCCCUCCAAGGCGGCCGGGGUGUGCCUGAUGCUCCUCGCGUCCUGCUGCGAGGAGAGCAUCGUGCCGUACGUGCUGCCCUUCGUCAAGGUGAACAUAAAGAACCCGGACUGGCGGUACCGGGACGCGGCGGUGAUGGUCUUCGGCUCGAUCCUGGGCGGCCUGGAGGCGAACACGCUGAAGCCGCUGGUGGAGCAAGCGAUGCCGACCCUGAUCGAGCUGAUGUACGACCGGAGCGUCGUGGUGAGGGACACGACGGCGUGGACGUUCGGCCGGGUCUGCGAGAUGAUCCCCGAGGCGGCGAUCAACGAGACCUACCUGAAGCCGCUGCUCGAGUCCCUGGUGAAUGGGCUGAAGGCCGAGCCGAGGGUCGCGGCUAACGUCUGCUGGGCCUUCACCGGUCUCGCCGAGGCGAGCUACGAGUCGGCCGAGGGGACCAACGACGGCAACCAGCCGGACACCUACUGCAUGUCGCAGUACUUCGACUUCAUCAUCCAGAGGCUCCUGGAGACGACGGACAGACCCGACGGGGCCCAGGCGAACCUCCGCUCGGCGGCCUACGAGGCCAUCAUGGAGAUGGUGAAGAACUCCCCGAGGGAUUGCUACGUCACCGUCCAGAGGACCACCAUGGUCAUCCUGGAGAGGCUCCAGCAGGUUCUCCAGAUGGAGACCCACAUCCAGAAUAACUCGGACCGCGUGCAGUUCAACGACCUCCAGUCCCUUCUUUGCGCGACCCUGCAGUCGGUCCUCCGCAAGGUAACCGCGGAGGACGCCCCGCAGAUCUCGGACGCCAUCAUGACGGCCUUGCUCUCCAUGUUCAACUCGAACUCCUGCAAGGCCGGCGGGGUACAGGAGGACGCGCUCAUGGCCGUCUCGACCCUGGUCGAGCGCCUCGGGGAGGGCUUCCUCAAGUACAUGGACGCGUUCAAGCCUUUCCUGUGUCUCGGCCUGAAGAACCACGCCGAGUACCAGGUCUGCUGCUCCGCGGUCGGCCUCACCGGCGAUAUCUGCCGAGCCUUGAAGGGCAAGAUGCUGCCUUACUGCGACGAGAUCAUGACCCUCCUCCUGGAGAACCUGGGCAACGACUCCGUGCACCGGUCCGUCAAGCCGCAGAUCCUCGCCGCCUUCGGGGACAUCGCCCUGGGCAUCGGUCCCGAGUUCAAGAAGUACCUGGACGUGGUUUUGCAGACCCUGUCGCAGGCCUCGCGGGCCAACGUCGACAGGAACGAUUACGACAUGCUGGAUUAUCUGAAUCAGCUGCGCGAGGGCGUCCUCGAAGCGUACACCGGAAUUGUCCAGGGUCUCCGUGGCGACGGACUCACUCCCCUUCAAGAUGUCGCCCUGAUCGAGCCCCACGUGCCCUUCAUGAUCCAAUUCAUCACGACCAUUAGCCAGGAUCGAGAACUCUCGGAUGGGAAUAUUUCUGCUGCCCUCGGGCUACUCGGUGAUUUGGUCGUCGUCUUCGGGGAGAAACUCCUGCCCAUGAUCGACACCGACCCCAUCACCGAGCUACUCACCAAGGGCAGGAAGUCGAGGACCAAUAAGACCAAGUCCCUCGCCUCCUGGGCCACCAAAGAGAUCCGCAAACUGAAGAGCGUCACUAGCACCACGUCUAGUUGAUCACCCCGAGGUUGUACUGUGCGAUUUGAUUUAACUAGAAAGCUAUCGAACACAAUACAAAGACAACAGGAUUGGAUGGUACGGAUGCGAAUUGAUGGAUGUGCGUGAGUCCCGAGAGAGCGAGAGCGAGAGAGAGAAAAAAAAAAUGAAAGAAAAAAGCGGAUGCAAAUCCCGAGGAUUUACCGAAAGAAAGAGAGAGCGAGAGCGAGAGAGAGAAAGAGCGAGAACGUGGAGAACCUAAGAGGAGAGAAAGAGUGAGAGAACACGUGAAAGAAAGGAAAGCGAGGAAUGAAGAACGAAGGAAAGUCGGAGAGAGAGGAGAGAGCGAAAGUGAGAGAGAGAGAGAGAGAAAGAGAGAGAAAGAGAAAGAGAGAGCGUGAAUCCUGUGAGAGCGAAAGAGACGGAGCUGGAAGGAUGACCACGUGUGAGGAGGACCUGCCUGUCGAAGGUGCAUCCUGUGUACGUGUUCCCCGAUGUGUGGUGUGCGAGUCUAUUCUCUGUCUGCCGGAUGCCGCCCCACGGAUGACGCGACGAAGAGUGUAAGUGGAUCGAAGGAAUCGUUGCCGAUGAGACCGAUGAUACGUUUACCGAUGCGAAAGUGCGAAAUGUACGGAAGGGAGAGAGAGAGUGCCGCGUUUGCCUGGUCAAACGGAUUCAUAAGCGAGGGAGGGUGGCUGUCGCGUGGGGUACGCGAGGGAGAGAGGACGCGGGCGACCGGAAAUUACUUGGAACGGACGUACCCCUUCGAUUUCCGUUUCUCUUCCUUUCCCCCGUUUUUAUUAUUUGCCCCCCUCGGGGGCACUCGGGCUUGGGCCGUUAAGACUACCCCUUCGACGCCUCGGAUAAAACGCAGAAAACCACCUUAGGGCCAAACGCAAACGCGGGACGCGACGUCCAGGGGAAGAUCCGCGAGCUCGAGCGGAUAGUUGGCGCCUUCCUUGGAGUUAUUCCGUAGCCGGGGUAUAGUGGUACAUACCGGGGGACUACGGUCGUCCGUCCUAGCAAAAGGGUUUAAACGGAUGCCGGAUGAAAAGAUGAACGCGGACGUUAAGGAAGGGGGGCACGUCGGUACGGCCCGUUCCAAGUUCGAAGCGAGUGCGUGCGAGUGCGUGCGAGUGCGUGCAAGUGCGUGCGAGGUACUUAUGCGAAAAAGCGAAUGGGCGAAUGGGCGAAUGGGCGAAUGGACGUUUAGGGGAUAGGACGCGACCGAGCAAUUCCACCCGAAGACGUCGGCCCUCGGCGUCGGCCCUCGGCGUCGGCCCUCGGCGUCGGCCCUCGGCGUCGGCCCUCGGCGUCGGCCCUCGGCGUCGGAGCGUCGGCGAGACGCGAGGGUCGGAGAGCCGAGAAAACUCGGCCGAUCCGUUCGCCCUGGGGAGCCGGCGACCCGUGAUUGAUCGCGAUGCGCAUGAAUCUACCGUCUCGGAGGACGGCGACAUGUAUGUUAACUUUCCACUUCGUAUGCGAAUGUCUGUUUCUGCUGUUGAAUCAUUAAAGUUAAUAUUUUGCUGGCA
Orussus abietinus is the source of this 4487-nucleotide messenger RNA. RefSeq names its product importin subunit beta-1 (gene Fs(2)Ket). The transcript is spliced from 8 exons. The coding region runs from base 310 to 2976 and encodes 888 amino acids. Gene Ontology annotation, cellular component: nucleus; cytoplasm. NCBI's taxonomy places the organism in Eukaryota, Metazoa, Arthropoda, Insecta, Hymenoptera, Orussidae. Gene Ontology annotation, biological process: protein import into nucleus. Gene Ontology annotation, molecular function: nuclear import signal receptor activity; small GTPase binding. The record is from RefSeq and is a predicted model, not a curated record.